AGCCCAAACUCCAGAACGUCCUCGACGUUCACGUUUGGGCAGCCCGCAACUCCAAUCAAACGGCCACCAACACCUGCCCAGAUCCAAAUGGGCAGAGAAUUUUCUAGAACCGUCCACGUGUCAACACCUACCCUCACUCUCUCUCUCCAUAAACCCCUUCCCACCCUCCGGCUUCUCUUAUCUUCUUCUACUUUAACUCUCCAAACGCACCUCGACGCCUCAAACUCCGAGACCGCUCUCUCCCUGCUCUCAUUUUUCCAUCUCUAGGGUUAGGGUUUGGGUUAGGGUUUCUUCAAUUUUCCUACUCUCUCUGUCUGCGUGCUUUUGUGGACUCCUUCUGCAGCUUCCAAGUUUGUUAAGAACGUUUUAUUUAGUUUAGGAGGUUUUGUUUAGCUCAAAUUUACAAACCCUAGUAGAAAUGGCUGCGUCUACAGCUCAGAUUCACUUUCUUGGAGGUACGGGCUUUGCUCCAUCUUCGAAGAACUCGAGAUUGUCGUCAGGGACGGUUUUUUUCGGACAGAGGUUGAAUUCCGGUAAGGCUUCAUUCGGCCUGCACCGCUCUGCGCUCUUAAAGCUGAAGAAGAACGAGGGGAGGAGGUAUUCGGUGGGUCCCCUCAGGGUCGUGAGCGAGAAGGUGGUGGGAAUCGAUCUCGGCACCACGAACUCAGCGGUCGCGGCGAUGGAGGGAGGGAAGCCAACAAUUGUGACGAACGCGGAAGGGCAGCGGACGACGCCUUCUGUGGUUGCCUACACCAAAAACGGAGAUAGGCUCGUAGGUCAGAUUGCCAAGAGGCAGGCCGUGGUCAACCCUGAAAACACCUUCUUCUCGGUCAAGAGGUUCAUAGGGAGGAAAAUGUCGGAGGUUGACGAGGAGUCGAAACAGGUGUCGUAUCGUGUGGUGAGGGACGAUAAUGGCAAUGUUAAGCUUGAAUGUCCUGCAAUUGGAAAACAGUUCGCUGCUGAAGAAAUUUCAGCUCAGGUUUUGAGAAAGCUCGUGGAUGACGCUUCAAAGUUCUUAAAUGAUAAAGUCACUAAAGCCGUGGUCACGGUUCCUGCUUACUUCAAUGAUUCUCAGAGGACAGCGACGAAGGAUGCUGGACGUAUUGCUGGUUUGGAAGUUCUUCGAAUCAUCAAUGAACCUACUGCUGCUUCUUUGGCAUAUGGAUUUGAAAAGAAAAGCAAUGAAACCAUUCUAGUAUUUGACCUCGGUGGUGGCACUUUUGAUGUUUCAGUUCUUGAGGUUGGUGAUGGAGUGUUCGAGGUGCUUUCAACUUCAGGUGAUACACAUUUGGGCGGUGAUGACUUCGACAAGAGAGUUGUUGAUUGGCUUGCUGCAAAUUUCAAGAAAGAUGAAGGCAUAGAUCUUCUAAAGGAUAAACAAGCUCUUCAGCGACUUACUGAGACAGCUGAGAAAGCGAAAAUGGAGUUGUCAUCUUUAACUCAGACAAAUAUUAGUUUGCCUUUCAUUACUGCCACGGCAGAUGGUCCAAAACACAUUGAGACCACUCUCACUAGGGCCAAGUUCGAGGAGCUGUGUUCUGACUUGCUUGACAGGCUCAAAACACCAGUUGAAAAUUCCUUGAGGGAUGCAAAACUCUCCUUCAAAGAUCUAGAUGAGGUGAUACUUGUUGGUGGAUCAACUCGUAUCCCUGCUGUCCAGGAGCUUGUGAAGAAGAUGACCGGAAAGGAGCCAAAUGUUACCGUCAAUCCUGAUGAAGUUGUUGCCCUAGGGGCUGCAGUUCAGGCUGGUGUUUUGGCUGGGGAUGUCAGCGACAUAGUGCUCUUGGAUGUGACACCAUUGUCUCUGGGUCUGGAAACUCUGGGUGGUGUGAUGACAAAAAUCAUACCAAGGAACACAACUCUGCCAACCUCCAAAUCAGAGGUUUUCUCAACAGCUGCUGAUGGACAGACAAGUGUUGAGAUUAAUGUCCUCCAAGGUGAGAGAGAGUUUGUUAGGGACAACAAAUCCCUUGGCAGCUUCCGAUUGGAUGGAAUCCCACCUGCUCCACGAGGGGUUCCUCAAAUCGAAGUUAAGUUUGACAUUGAUGCCAAUGGCAUUCUCUCCGUUACUGCUGUUGACAAAGGCACUGGGAAGAAACAGGACAUCACCAUUACAGGUGCUAGCACUCUGCCCAAUGAUGAGGUGGAUAGGAUGGUUAAGGAGGCAGAGAAGUUUGCCAAGGAGGAUAAAGAGAAGAGAGACGCAAUUGACACAAAGAACCAAGCAGAUUCCGUUGUGUAUCAGACAGAGAAGCAGCUGAAGGAACUGGGAGAGAAAGUCCCAGGCCCAGUCAAAGAAAAGGUUGAGGCUAAACUGAAGGAUCUGAAGGACGCAAUUUCUGAGGGGUCAACCCAAAGCAUGAAGGAUGCCAUGGCCGCACUCAAUCAAGAAGUAAUGCAGCUUGGCCAGUCACUUUAUAACCAGCCUGGUGCUCCUGGUGCUGGACCAACUCCUGGGCCAACCCCCGGUGGUGAGGCUGGUGCCCCUGAAUCUUCGAGCAAGGGGCCAGAUGGUGACGUCAUUGAUGCAGAUUUCACCGACAGCAAAUGAGAUGGAACAUGGGGACAACAUUAUGGGGUUGUCUCAGUUUCUCCCCCCUACCUGGGUUGUGUAUAAGAAUUGAUUUUGUGGGGGAUUAAUGAAGUUGUGGGAUGUAUUGGGUCAUUUUUGAUGUGGGGGGUGACGAGAACGAGAAUUGUUUAUUAGACGGGAGGGUUAAUGCUCUCUGAACGGAUGCCUAUAAUAGAACAAAAGUUUUGGGUGGUCAACACCUAUCACAUUUGAUACGCUUUCCGGACAGUUUUGGUCUGUGGAUUAUGGGGAAAAGUGGAGUUGUGAUUUUGCUCGACUCAUGAAAGGAAAAUAAAUGAAGUCGUUUUCCAAAA
Messenger RNA from Malania oleifera, 2886 nucleotides. RefSeq names its product stromal 70 kDa heat shock-related protein, chloroplastic. NCBI's taxonomy places the organism in Eukaryota, Viridiplantae, Streptophyta, Magnoliopsida, Santalales, Ximeniaceae. Gene Ontology annotation, molecular function: misfolded protein binding; ATP binding; ATP hydrolysis activity. Bases 419 to 2551 code for a protein of 710 amino acids. Gene Ontology annotation, cellular component: cytoplasm; chloroplast. The transcript has 8 exons. The record is from RefSeq and is a predicted model, not a curated record. Gene Ontology annotation, biological process: cellular response to unfolded protein; protein refolding.